Messenger RNA from Monopterus albus (swamp eel), 2678 nucleotides. It is a transcript of the gene alg12, whose product is annotated as ALG12 alpha-1,6-mannosyltransferase. The coding region runs from base 144 to 1622 and encodes 492 amino acids. The record is from RefSeq and is a predicted model, not a curated record. Gene Ontology annotation, molecular function: alpha-1,6-mannosyltransferase activity. NCBI's taxonomy places the organism in Eukaryota, Metazoa, Chordata, Actinopteri, Synbranchiformes, Synbranchidae. Gene Ontology annotation, biological process: protein N-linked glycosylation. The transcript is spliced from 9 exons. Gene Ontology annotation, cellular component: endoplasmic reticulum membrane.
UAGUUUUUUUAAGAUUUGGUCGGAAUAUUAGGUUACGUUUCUUAGCAACAUAUUUCCUAGGCUGCUAUAAAACUAAUGUUACGAUUUUGAACAAUAUCAAAACACGUCCUGUGUUGACCGGAAGUGACAAUAUUUUAAUUGUCAUGGCGAAGAAGAAGAGUGUUUCGUGUCAACCAUUACUGCUUUUACUCAUAACUGUGGCUUUUUUGCAUUUAUUAAUUUGCCCAUUUACCAAAGUAGAGGAGAGCUUUAACUUGCAAGCGGUGCACGACAUUUUGUAUUACAGACUCGACUUUGACAAGUAUGACCAUCAUGAGUUUCCUGGUGUGGUACCACGGACUUUCCUUGGCCCCCUCUUCCUCUCCAUGCUCUCCUUUCCUGUGGUGUUUCUGUUCUCUUUGCUGGAUGUACCAAAGUUCUACACACAGCUGAUGGUUCGAGCUUCCUUAGGAGUAUGUGUUAUUGGUGCACUAUGGCAUAUGCAGAGAGAGGUGAGAAAGCAGUUUGGCUCCACAGUUGCAGGGCUCUUCUGUCUGAUUUGUGCUUCACAGUUUCACCUAAUGUUCUACAGCACCAGGACACUCCCUAAUGUAUUUGCACUGCCAUUAGUUCUUGUAGCAUUCACAUCUUGGAUGGCUCAUAAAUAUGGCUGCUUCAUCAGCCUCUCAGCUUUGGUCAUCAUUGUGUUCCGGUCAGAGCUCUGCAUCUUCUUGGGUCUCAUGUUGCUGGUAUCACUGCUGAGCAGGAAACUGGGACUGCUGCAGCUGCUUUACUAUGCUGUUCCUGCUGGGAUCUUGUCAUUAGCUCUGACAGUGGCUGUUGACACCUUUUUUUGGAGGACGUUUCUGUGGCCUGAAGGUCAAGUUUUAUGGUACAACACCAUUCUCAACAAAAGUUCCAACUGGGGAACCUCUCCAUUUCUUUGGUACUUUUACUCUGCAGUGCCCAGAGCCCUGGGUUGCACUCUGCUAUUUGUCCCCCUCGGUCUUCUUGACAGGCGGAUGGGGCUGCUGCUACUACCCACAAUAGGCUUCAUCCUCAUCUACUCAUUGCUGCCCCACAAGGAGCUCCGCUUCAUCAUAUACACUUUCCCCGUGCUCAGUCUGGUAGCUUCCCGUGGCUGUUCUUUCAUUUUGUGCAACUACCGGAAAUCCUGGAUUUAUAAACUGGGUUCUGCAGUUGUGAUUGGCCAGCUGUUUACUAAUGUAGUGUAUUCUAGUAUUUGCCUCUAUGUUUCCUACCACAACUACCCAGGAGGUCAUGGGAUGCAAACAUUGCACAGACUGCUGCCAGCAAAUGCAGAUGUCUUUGUUCAUAUUGACACUUAUGCUGCUCAAACUGGAAUAUCGCGCUUCUUAGAGCAAAACCAAAAGUGGAGAUAUGACAAACGGGAAGACUUGAGCCCAACAAAUCCUGAGAUCAAAAUGUACUCACACCUGCUAAUGGAGGCUAAUGUCACCAAGAUACAGCUACUCCAGGACAAUCAUCAGCCAUUGGCCUUCAUAGCAGGUUAUAGCAACAUUGUCUUCAACAUGUUUCACUUUCCUCCUGUCAUUGUGCAACUAGAGAAAAAAACUGUGCUGAUGGAGAAAAAGACUGAGACCUGGCAACAAAAUGAGUGACCAACGGGAAUUAAGUGAUGGAAUAAAAAGUAAUGUUUUCUUGUUGACAAAAAUAUGAGCAGAUGUGGCAGUGUUUUGUAGCAGUUAUAACUACAGGGAAUGUCACAUUCUACAACAGAUUAACAGCUAACUUGCUAUCCAGACACAAACAUGCUGCAUUGAAAACACUUGCAUGCAUCUUUUCUGAGGUUUUAAAUGCUGUACCAGUUCAAAUUGUUUUCUUUUCUCAUGCAAAGAGGCAAAUUCACCUUCUGUAUUUUUUACCUCAAUGUGAUUUUUUAUAUUUUGCAAAAAAAAAAAAAAAAAAGUUACAGAUGAAUAAACUUGACUCAGGCAUAAAGCAAAACAUUUGAAACAGUGUAAGCAUCCAGAUUAUUUGACUUUUCAGUUUCAAUCCUGCACAUGACUAAUAACUCUAAACUCUAAAAUAUGUAUGUGGUAAACCCCCCUCCAAAAAAAACCUCUGCAAAAUUGCAUAAGUAGACCCUUUAUUUACAAAUGACCACAAUUUGCAUGGUUUCAGUCUCAAUGCUAACAUUUAUCAAAUUAUGUUCAGAAGUCAUAAAAUUUACAGUACAUUGUUUUAUUCAGUAAUAAACCCAUAAUUUAAUCCCCUGGACAUAAACUUAAAUUGUGCUCAAGACAAGUUGUAUAUUCCAAACAAGCUUCUUAUUCUGAAAAUACAGCAAUAUUAUACAUGAUCUUAUUAAAAACAUUUCAGCAAGUAAAAAAGGUCUAUUUCUAAAUGACAGUACCAUGAGCCACAAAUCCACAAUGAAAAUUAAAUAACAUUAACUUAAAAUAUCUUUCAGUCACAGCAUUUAUUUUUGAGCCACUUGGAAAACAGCUCUGCAUCUAUCUUUAAUCCUUAAUAAUCAAACAGCAUCCUGACACAAUCUAAACAUUUUAACAAAAAUAUUUACAGCUUUUUUUUUUUUUUUUGACCUGAAGUAAUUUUGGAUAAGGCACAAGAAGAGAGUACACACAGAAAACAAAUGUUAAUUUAUAAGCAAACAAUCACCAACCCCUACUACUAAAAGAAAAAAAAAAAAAAAA